This is a messenger RNA of Seminavis robusta, 2385 nucleotides long. The record is from the annotation of a GenBank genome assembly. Lineage: Eukaryota; Bacillariophyta; Bacillariophyceae; Naviculales; Naviculaceae.
AUGACAACUCCAUCUCCGCCCCCCACCAUGAAGCAGCCCAUGAAGCACCCCACCAUGGAGGACGACCAUAUGGUUGUGGAGCAUGAUCAUGACAGUGAAAGUGGCUUUGACGACGACGACGACGACGAGAAUGUUGGCUUGACAAAGGAAAAACGAGAAAAGAUUGCUCAGAAGGAAUCCAAGGCGGUCUUUUGCCUGCGACUGCUGGUAGUACUGGUGCUGGUGGCGUCCGCUGCCGUUGUGGUAGUGUUUACCUAUCGUGCUGGAGAGUGUGGGCAAGACAUGGGAUCAGACAUUGGGAGCACAGAUGUCUUUACCAAGCAACUAGUGGCGUAUGCCCGUGCUUCCAACAGCACCUGGCCUUUCGUCACACUUCCAAACUUUGGGCUUCAUGCGGGAAAACUCCUCAAACUGAGCAAAGCCUUUGUAGCUGUUGUCACAGUCUUGGUAGAACCAGAACAAAAGGCGGAAUGGGAAGACUAUGCAGCCAAAAACUUGGAAUGGGUAGAGCUAAACAAACUGUACCAACAGCAAAAUGAAGAUUGGACCAGAGACACAAACUUUACCAGCAGAACUAGCAAGGAAAUUUAUGGGGGUUUGGGCCGAAAGCCAAUGAAGGAACCAAAGGAAUAUCUCAACAAUUACCAACCCAUGUGGCAACGGUAUCCCACCGUGGAACAAGUUGGAAAUAAUCCCACCCUGGUCAACUGGGAUGCCUGGACCAUGCCUGGGAGGGCACCCAUCGCCAACUUGGAUGCCGUCACCAACUAUGUCGCAGCACUAUUGCCCGCAGCAAACCUCGUCAUGAACGAGUCAGAUACCUUUGAACUUUUCAGAAAACAAACUAUCGACACCGAAACAAAGCAAUACGUCGAUUUCCAACCAGGAGAAGAGAUUGCACCUACCGCAGCCAUGUUUUACCCAAUUGUCGACUCGCUCGAUUCCAUCCGUCUCGACCGUACUCAAGAACACAAGGUCGUGGGCAAUCUCAUGUUCUUUUUUGAAUGGAAAAACAUGCUUCUUGGACUACUCCCUUCCGAUUCCACGGGAAUCAUCGUUGUCGUUACCAAUCCCUGCAAUGUUCCAUGGACCAUGCGGCUCGAUGGCGAGGACGCCAUCUUUCUCGGGUCGGGCGAUUUACACGACACUGCCUACGAUCACAUGGCCGUGAAUGCGUCUCUCUAUGACACGAUGGAAACCACCAAACAAUCCAAAGAUGGAAGCAGUUACACUGGAGUACCACUAUCCACCACCUUUUGUCCACAGACAGUUCACAUUUAUCCAUCCAAAGCCACGCAAGACAAGUAUGUCACGAGUGAUCCACUCGUGUUCACACUGGCAGCACUCUUCAUUUUCAUCUUUACAUCCACCGUCAUGAUCCUCUAUGAUUGUACCGUGGCACGAAGACAGCGAAUUGUCAUGGAACAAGCAUUGGCAUCUGGUGCGAUUGUCAGCUCCUUGUUCCCUGAAAAGGUCAAGAAACAACUCUACGAGGAACAAAAGCAAGAACAGAAAAAGGAGCAAUCCAUCAUGCAGUUCAUGUCUCAGGAUACUACAAGUCCUCUCGAUGUCAGGGCUUCCACAAAACACUCCAAACCCUUGGCGGAUCUAUUCCAUAACACGACAAUCUUCAUGGCAGAUCUAGCAGGGUUCACUGCCUGGAGUUCCAAGAGAACACCUGUAGAAGUGUUUGAACUCCUCGAGGCCUUGUACGGGAGCUUUGAUAAGGUCGCGGCACGUAGAAUGGUCUUCAAAAUCGAAACGAUUGGCGAUUGCUACGUUGCAGUGACUGGAAUUCCCGAGCCUCAGGCAAAGCAUGCUGUCAUCAUGGUCAGAUUCGCUCAAGAUUGCAUCGCGGAGAUGGAGCUGGUGACACAUGAGUUGGCGGAGUCUCUGGGCGAGGAUACGACGGAAUUGAAAAUGAGAGUGGGAAUGCAUUCUGGUUCGACAACAGCCGGAGUUCUACGCGGGGAGAAGGGUCGCUUUCAAUUGUUCGGCGAUACCAUCAACACUGCCAGUCGAAUGGAAAGCAACGGAGUCAAGGGGAAGAUUCACGUUUCGGCCGAAACUGCCCAUGCCAUUACGGCUCAAGGGAAGGGGCACUGGCUUACUGCAAGAGACGACACGAUCAUGGCAAAAGGCAAAGGAGAAAUGCAGACGUAUUUCGUUGAUGUAACACCAUCCAUGGCACUCAGUACAGGAGGGACAUCCAUUGUAUCACGAUCAUCAAUUAGUGGGGAAUCGAGAAAGACGAUGGAAGAAUCUUUGCUGGCGAGGGCACUUCAGCCACAAACCGAUGGUGGCUCUGCGCAACGUAGCUCUGGGAAUGAGCAACGUACUCGGGAUACUUCUGAGAAGAAGGAUGAAACUCAGCUUCGGGUGUGA